CAGUUCGUGAAAAUUAUUUAAAAUAUUGAUAAGAGUGCUAAUAACAACACAGUGUGCAGUUUUGAUUUCGAUGGAAAUUCACAGGGCAGGAUUUUCCUUGUUCAAUUUUUUGGUUCUAAUUUCCAAAUGUUUUUCCGAGAGCGAACCUGUCGUUACACUUCCUUUCGGAAAAAUUCGUGGAAUCCACGCAGAUGGGAAUUAUAAAUUUCACAACAUUCCUUUCGCAGAACCUCCAGUUGGCAAACACAGAUUCGAACCACCCAUACCAUAUAAACAAAACUGGGAUAAAGAAUUGGACGGUACCCAACCAAUAAUCAAGUGCAUUAACUUUGAGAAAGACAUGGAAACCCAAGGCAAUGAAGAUUGUCUCUACUUGCAUGUAGCCACUCCAGAUAUUAGUUGUGAAAAACUUUAUCCAGUACGAAUACAAAUCCAUCCUGGAGCUUAUGCUGGUGGUUCUCCAGACAAUGUCGAAAUAUCAAUGAUAUUAAAUCGUGGAAUAGUCAUUGUCACAAUGGGUUAUCGUUUAGGACCUUUAGGUUUCCUUAGUACUGGGGACAAAGUGAUCUCUGGAAACAAUGGUUUAAAAGAUCAACAACUCGCAAUCAUGUGGGUAAAAGCUAAUAUUAAGAAUUUCUGCGGUGAUGACAACAAUAUUCUACUUGCCGGAGUUUCAGCAGGUGGCGCUUGUACACAUAUGCAUCUUUUGCACAAAUCCACAGAAAAAUAUGUAAAUGCAGUGGAAUCACACAAUGGUGCAGCGACUAAUCCAUGGGGCCUAGAACCUGAUCCCAAAUGGCUCAGCAAAACAUAUGCCAAUUUGCUCAAUUGCCCAAGUGAUUCUUCAGAGUCAAUGAAGGCUUGUUUUCAAGGAAAAACCAUAGACGAACUGCGGCAGUCCAUGUUUGCCUUGAAAUACUAUGAAAAUAAUCCAUUUACGGUUUUUGUACCUGUUGUCGAGUCGUCAGAUAGUGAAAAUCCGUUUAUUACACAACAUCCUGACGAGAUAAUGCGCAACGGACAGGCUGCUAAUUUAACAUGGUUCGUCGGUUAUACUGAACGAGAAGGUACUUACAAUUCGGCUGCAUUUCUACGUCUUAAUAAAGAUGGUGUCGCUGAGAUAGAAAUGUUAAAUAAUCAUUGGGACGAAAUGGCACCUAUAUUGAUGUUUUUCAAUCGAUCUAUGAAGGCAGAGGAACGUGUUAAAUAUUCCAAGUUUUUAAAGGACAAAUUUUUGGGUAAAAACAAAUUUUCUGUGGAAAACUAUCGACUUUUAGAAAAUAUGUACACUGACGCUUUAUUCAACGAUGAAAUCAAGAAAUCGAUACUUUUACACCGAAAGUACGGACCGGGUAGGGUUUAUGCUUACUUUUACAAAUAUCCACAUAAAUACGGUGUUGGAAACUUGAUUUCCCAAAGAAAUGACAUCAGUUUUGGCGCUGAUCAUUCAGCUGACACAAUUUUUAUAAUUCCAAAAAAGAAUCUAAAGCAAAAAGAAUUUUCAGACAAAGAUAAAAAAUUCUCUGGGAAAUUACUUGAUAUGCACAUCAACUGGGCAAAUACGGGAGUUUUAAGGUUCGGAGAGAAAGAUCUGCCUUUAAGUACUCCAACGGAUGAUGCAAUUAUGAUUUUCAAUGAGAAUUGUUAUUCAGUAGAUGGAUGCACUGGGGAAUCAGAGGGUGGAUGUAGUUGUUAUCCUUAUGAUUAAUAAUAUUUCGAAAUUAAUUUUGUGCAUUAGGUUUUUGAAUAAUAGGUACCAAUCACUUAU
Messenger RNA from Episyrphus balteatus (marmalade hoverfly), 1768 nucleotides. RefSeq names its product esterase-5B-like. The record is from RefSeq and is a predicted model, not a curated record. The transcript is spliced from 3 exons. Lineage: Eukaryota; Metazoa; Arthropoda; Insecta; Diptera; Syrphidae. The coding region runs from base 71 to 1708 and encodes 545 amino acids.